CCAGCCCGCCCGGGGCGGUGGCGCAGAGCCGGCCGGCGCACGAGGCAGCCACCGCGGCCAUGACGGUGGAGAAGGCGCUGCCCUUGGGCGGGGGAAAGGCGGCCGAGGAGGCGCGGGAGCCCGAGGUGCCCGGCGGAGGCAGGAGCGCGGCGCCCGCGCGCGAGCCGCAUGCCAAGCGCGACAAGGCGGUCCACGAGCGCGGCCACUGGAACAACAAGGUGGAGUUCGUGCUGAGCGUGGCCGGUGAGAUCAUCGGUCUGGGCAACGUGUGGCGCUUCCCCUACCUGUGCUACAAGAACGGUGGAGGGGCGUUCCUGAUUCCCUAUGUGGUGUUUUUUAUUUGCUGUGGGAUACCUGUGUUUUUCCUGGAGACCGCUCUGGGACAGUUCACGAGUGAAGGUGGCAUUACGUGUUGGAGGAAAAUCUGCCCCUUAUUUGAAGGUAUUGGCUAUGCAACACAGGUGAUUGAGGCCCACCUGAAUGUGUACUACAUCAUCAUCCUUGCGUGGGCCAUCUUCUACCUGACCAACUGCUUCACCACCGAGCUCCCCUGGGCCACGUGUGGACAUGAGUGGAACACAGAGCACUGUGUGGAGUUCCAGAAGCUGAAUGUCAGCAAUUCCAGCCACGUGUCCCUGCAGAAUGCUACCUCUCCAGUCAUGGAGUUUUGGGAACGCAGGGUCCUGGCCAUCUCAGAUGGGAUUGAGCACAUCGGGAAUCUCCGAGGAGAGCUGGCCUUGUGUCUCCUGGCAGCCUGGACCAUCUGCUACUUUUGUAUUUGGAAGGGGACCAAGUCUACUGGAAAGGUAGUCUAUGUCACCGCCACUUUUCCCUACAUCAUGCUUCUGAUUCUCCUCAUCCGAGGGAUAACAUUGCCCGGGGCCUCAGAAGGCAUCAAGUUCUACCUGUACCCUGACCUGACCCGACUCUCUGACCCACAGGUGUGGGUAGAUGCUGGUACGCAGAUCUUUUUCUCCUAUGCUAUCUGCCUGGGCUGUCUAACUGCUCUGGGGAGUUACAACAAUUAUAACAACAACUGCUACAGGGACUGCAUCAUGCUGUGCUGUCUCAACAGUGGCACCAGCUUCGUGGCCGGCUUUGCCAUCUUCUCCGUCCUCGGCUUUAUGGCAUAUGAACAGGGCGUACCCAUUGCCGAGGUGGCAGAGUCAGGCCCUGGUCUGGCCUUCAUUGCCUAUCCCAAGGCUGUCACCAUGAUGCCGCUCUCUCCUCUGUGGGCCACCUUGUUCUUCAUGAUGCUCAUCUUCCUGGGUCUGGACAGCCAGUUUGUGUGUGUGGAAAGCCUGGUGACUGCUGUGGUGGACAUGUACCCCAAGGUGUUCCGGAGGGGCUACCGGCGGGAAAUGCUCAUUCUGGCCCUGUCCAUCAUCUCCUACGUCCUUGGACUCAUAAUGCUGACAGAGGGUGGAAUGUAUAUCUUCCAGCUAUUUGACUCCUAUGCGGCCAGUGGCAUGUGUCUCCUCUUCGUGGCCAUCUUCGAAUGUGUGUGCAUCGGCUGGGUGUACGGAAGCAACAGGUUCUAUGAUAACAUUGAAGACAUGAUUGGCUACCGGCCAUUAUCCCUCAUUAAAUGGUGCUGGAAAGUGGUGACGCCUGGGAUCUGUGCGGGCAUCUUCAUCUUCUUCCUGGUCAAGUACAAGCCACUCAAGUACAACAACAUCUAUACCUACCCAGCCUGGGGCUAUGGCAUUGGCUGGCUCAUGGCACUGUCCUCCAUGUUCUGUAUUCCGCUCUGGAUCUUCAUUAAGCUGUGGAAGACUGAGGGGACGCUGCCUGAGAAACUCAGGAAGUUGACAAUCCCCAGCGCAGAUCUGAAAAUGCGAGGCAAGCUUGGAGAACGUGCAAGGACGGUGCUGGCUAAUGACUGUGACGCCAAGCUCAAGGGCGACGGGGCCAUCACAGCCAUCACAGAGAAGGAGACGCACUUCUGAGCCUCC
Molecule: messenger RNA, 1955 nt
Organism: Elephantulus edwardii (Cape elephant shrew)
Lineage: Eukaryota; Metazoa; Chordata; Mammalia; Macroscelidea; Macroscelididae
Gene: SLC6A11
Product: solute carrier family 6 (neurotransmitter transporter), member 11
Exons: 14
Coding region: 60-1949 (629 amino acids)
Biological process (GO): neurotransmitter transport; sodium ion transmembrane transport
Cellular component (GO): plasma membrane
Molecular function (GO): gamma-aminobutyric acid:sodium:chloride symporter activity
Source: RefSeq, a predicted model, not a curated record